Molecule: messenger RNA, 454 nt
Organism: Paramecium pentaurelia
Lineage: Eukaryota; Ciliophora; Oligohymenophorea; Peniculida; Parameciidae
Source: the annotation of a GenBank genome assembly
AUGGAUUUUCUUUCUUAAAAAAAAUUAAUUCUAUAGACUUUUAGGUAUUUAAUUAAUAUUCAUUAAUAGUCAUCACCAUGUUAUAACAUUAUUAUAAAGAGUAAUGGUUUCUUUUUAAAUCAUCCAAAUUAUAUGCCUGUUCUAAAUAAGUAAAAUUAAUAUGGAGGAAAAAUAAUUUUUUCGAAAUCAUAGAGUGUCUUCUUACAUAUUCUAGAAAAUGUUCACAUUAAAAAUGAAUAAUAUUUUGAUUUCUAAAAAUAAAAAUGAGGAUGGAUAUUUUAAAUUACUCUUAUCAGAUUUGUAAUUGUUACUUGAUGAAUUUGAUGCAAUUAUGCCAAAUAAAAAAUUUCAAAGACAAGUUAAGAGUUAAGAAAUAAACAAUAUUAAUGAAUUAGAUCUAAAGGGAGAGAAAUUUGAAUAAGAGUAUAAAAAAAAAAAUGAAAGCUUUCGAUGA